AGAACCGGUCGUUCGCGAACGACCCAUCACUACCACUUUAUACCCUUCAGUAGCUUCUGCUUUUCAAAACGUGAUGUAGGAUAUUCGUCAACUUGUCUUUGCAGAGGACACGGGUCUGUAAACAUUCUGUUUGGCAGAAUAUCCCAGGCGUGCUCUACGCUGGCGAAAAUGGAGGGGUUUCUACAGAGAUGUAGCGCUGCAUUAAAGGGCAGUUCGGAGGGCAGCUCUGGGAUCCACGUUGUCCUUGGCAACGAGGCCUGUGACCUCGACUCCAUGGUGUCGUCCCUCGCCUUCGCCUACUUUCUGUCCAAAACGUCUGGCAGCUCGUGUAAGACUGUGGUGCCAGUGCUGAACAUCCCGAGGGCCGAGUUCCCCCUGCGUUCAGACAACGUGUUCCUGCUGAAGGAGAGCGGGGUUCCACCAGAGGCUCUGGUGUUCCGUGACGAGGUGGACCUGGCAGGGCUCCAUAGAGCCAAGAGGCUGGUGCUCUCCCUAGUGGACCACAACGUGCUUCCUAGUCCCGACAUUGACUUGGAGGAGGCAGUUGUGGAAGUCAUUGAUCACCACCACCUCGAGAGGACACCCUCCACUUCCUGUUCGGUCACCAUGGAAACCGUGGGUUCCUGUGCCACCUUGGUGACGGAGUACAUUCACCACAAGGCACCUGAAGUGUUAGACAGACAGGUGGCCCAAUUAUUAUACGGGGCCAUCGUGCUGGAUUGUGUCAACAUGGCACCAGAGGCGGGCAAGGUCACACCCAAGGACAGCCAUCUGGCCUGCCUACUGGAGUCGCGCUUCCCCGACCUGCCACCCAGGGGCGCCCUCUUCCAGUCCCUACAGAGCGCCAAGUUUGACAUCUCAGGUCUUUCUACAGAGCAGAUCCUGCUGAAGGACAUGAAGGCUGUCUCCAGAGGCGACCUGAGACUGGCAGUCAGCGCUGUGUACAUGACACUAGAUAUGUUCCUACAGCGGAAGAGCCUACAACGGGAGCUUUGUGAGUUCUGUCACAAACAUCGUUUUGGUGCGGUGGUCGCCAUGACAAUCUCUUUCAAUGAACGCAGCGAGCCUCAUCGGCAGCUGGCGGUCUACAGCUCCAGCACCCUCUAUAGGGAGGAGGUGAGCCAAGCAUUAGAAAAGGCCCGGAACCCCUCUCUGUGCAUCUCUCCAAUGAGCAGCCCCUUCAACGACAUCAGGUCCUAUCUCCAAGGCAACGCGCUGGCCUCCCGCAAGAAAGUGCUACCUAUCCUCAAGGACUUCCUGAAGGAGUGGGACAAGAAGCAAGUGCAUUGUGGGGAGGCGGAGGACUUUGAGGAGCUGGACAACCACUUUGACCCCACGGGGUCGCCUGGUAUCGAUGGAGAUGCCCGUCGCCACUGCUUUUCGGCCUCUCGGCACCACCGCCGCCGCCUGUUGGGUCCCGAGGACUCUGGGACGGAGGAGGACUUCCAGGUGCCGGCCACACCCAUGAACAGCCUGGUGGAGGGCUGUCCACUGGACGCUGGCCUGCCCCAGAUCAGCGUGGAAGCUAUUUUGGAGAAGUUCAGCUGCAUGGUAGGGGAAGCAGGGGAAAAUAAAGAUGUCAGCUGGCCAGGUGAUCAAUAACCUUCUAUUGAUGCCUUUAAAUCCUAGUGCCCCUGGUUCUCUGUCCGCGUGCACUGCAACCCAACCAAAAGACUAUAAGGAGUGUUCAAACUCAGAAGCAUAUCAAUCAAUUGUAUGUUUCAUAAGGGACAUCUCAUAGCGAAUUAUAAUGACAAUCCAAGGGGCCAUGUACAGUAACUCACUCACUGGUGAAGACUCCAGACAACAAUGAAGGUUCAAUAGUGUUUUCUCUCUUAUCCCAUCUGAGUACAUGGGACUGCCUCAUUGGUUAGUGCCAUCUCCAAGUGUAGGGGGAGUAGAUUGGACAUUUGGAGAAUACAUGAUGGACUAAUGUAAUGAAUCUUUGAAGGGCCUAUUUCAAUGUCACAGGCAUUUGAGUGAAGCUUUAUUUUGAGGAGAAUAUUGCCCCUGGAGAAGGACUUUAUCAAUUUUUGCAGCAUGUGUUUCAGUAGUCCUGGUCCUUGAAAACUGCAGAGUUUGCUGUUUUUUUAGUGCAACUUAUCUAUGUACAGCUUCAGUAGUGCGUUAUUGAGCUGAUGAUUGAGCACGUGAAAUCUCCUGGCAUGUGUGUGCGAGCGCGUGUGUCUGUGUGUGUGUGUCUGGAGUUCUUGGUUAGCGUGAUGUCGUGAUGACAUUAUGAUCAGGUUUGUUUCAGUCCAUAGUUCUCCUCAUUGUCGGAAUCCAUCUGGAAAAGAAAGAAGGGAAGAACACACACACUCCCCACAAAGAGAGAGAGGUGGAGAGAUACAUACCAGAUGUCAGAUGCAACUCUGCUGUUCAUUCAAUGCGUUUGAACUGCCUGCCCCCAGUCAGAUCUCUAAAAUUGCAGGUUUCCUUUUUAUUUUUCCCAUCAUGAAUCUUGUUCUGGAGGCAGCUCUGCAGAGUGGUCACUAGCUGGCACAGCCACAAAGUCAUACAAUCUGAUUUCAAACCUAACCCUAACCUUAACCCUAAUCACACUGCUAACCCUAAUGCAUAAACCUAAACUUAAAUUAAGACCAAAACCCUUUUUGUUUUCAUGAAUUUGUACAAUAUAGACAUUUUUUGAGUGUGAGGCUGGUCCAUCUACCGGAAAUCGCAUAGUUUUGCCUCAAGGACAAGACUCAUCCCAAUAAACGUUUAUCUGUGCUAAAUAUUCUCUCUCUCUCUCGCUCGCAGGUUUUUCUGAGAUUUAGAUCACAAAGCUACUUCAGCUGCCCAAAUAUACACAAAUCUUACGUGGAACUUAUCGUCUAGUUUAUCGUCCAGACUUAUUCAGGGAAUUACCAUUGAUUAUGUCGUCCUAAUGACAUCAUAACAUUUUGACAACAAAUUAAUUGAUGCAGAGGUUGACUUCAUGCAUACAAUUUUGCGCUGAAUUUUGUUCAGCAUGUUAUUCCUGCAUUACAAAAAACGGUGAUACAUUUCUAUUAAUACCCCCCUUUGUAUUUUUGAGUUACCAGACAUUUGCCUGUUCCCAGAUCUAUUUGUGCUCUUGCCAACUCCUAUCAUCAGAGUUGACUAUACAGCAUCAACAGAUCUGGGCUAGUGAUGAAUUGCUCUGAUGAUGGUAUCUGAUCUGGAAUCUGUGUCGCAUACCCCAGGGAGCCUUGUGGCGGUUCAUUUGAGGAAACAUUACUGCAUUAGUGCAGAUGUCUGCUUCAUUAGCUGUCUGUAGUUGGGCCUGAGGAGUAGGUUUGAACUUACUGUACCACAGAGAUGUGCAUACACCCCUAGGAAAACCCACAUACAGAUGAAUGCAUAGACACAAACACAUUAGACAGUGGCCCGAUUCCAUUUCAGUCACUAGUCUCUUCCUUGAGGUCUACCAUUUCAGUGUUCGCAGAUCACAAGGAUUCGAUAGGUAAGUGAUAAGAUGAUGGCUCCACCUCGUUCGAUAGGGUAUGUGAAGGUUCUACCAUACACUCACCUAUCCAGUCCUUUUGCAUCGUGGAACUUCAAACUCUGAGAAUAAGGGAGGGCGGCACGGACUAAAAUGGAAUCCUGCUAGUCUUGCUGGAACUUCGGGCUUUGUUAGAAUUCCCAGAUUUUAUUUAAUAUAUCUUUAACAACAGAAAACAUCUAAGAAUGUUGACUAGCCCAGUGCUGAACCAUUUAAUGAAGAUAUUAAAUGAAGAUAGUAUAGUUGAUCAUACCACUUGAUUAUAUAAAUCAACCAUGCAGUUUCAUUGAUUUAUUCUCUACAUCACAGCGAGAAGUAGUUUAUAGUAAAAUAAUAUGUUGUGUCUAGGCUAGCAUGGUAUUGAUAGUGAGUUUGUUAUUAAACAUACUCUGAAAGAUUAUUAUAUUGAGCCUCAGGUAUUAAGGAUUUGGCAAUGCUUGGCUUGUAGUUGUGUUUUUUUUUUGCCAGCUAAAUCUGCAUGAGCCAAAAAAAAUCCAUUGUGCUAAUUGUUUUGUUCUUCUUCUUUAUCUCCAAAUAUACUUUUUGUUGAAUGGUUUCAUGGGAAAUGUAGCUUAUGUGGUGGACAGUGUAAUUGCUCAGUGACUCUGCAGUUUAAUUUGAACACUAAAACGAGUUUGUUUUUUUCAUACCAUUUGUCAUGAUUACAUGUUUUAGUAAACACUCUUGUCACUGUGGUGUUCUAAUCUCUCUAAUUAACGUUUGAAAUGUUAGCUUGCUGGACUUGUUUAGCUUCUAAAUAGGUUGAAUGACAUCAAGUCAUUCACAAUGUUGUUUCUUUAACCCAAACUGGUUCCCUUUUUCAGUUUCUCAUGGCUUUAAUCCAAAACAUGCCCCCCCCCUCAACCCCUCUACAUGCAGUUCCUUUCAGCAAGGCUAGUUUUGUGAAUUUUAUGCAGGACAAUCGGGAUUCAACUUCCCUUUUAUUCAAGUACGCAAUAUGAAAAGUGUUUGCUGUGCGGUUCCUGAAUGCGAAAUCACGUGUAUGACGAGAUUAUAAGAGAAAAUGUUCAAAUAUGCACUUCUAUUAAAAAAAUUGA
Molecule: messenger RNA, 4542 nt
Organism: Salvelinus namaycush (lake trout)
Lineage: Eukaryota; Metazoa; Chordata; Actinopteri; Salmoniformes; Salmonidae
Product: exopolyphosphatase PRUNE1-like
Exons: 8
Coding region: 169-1602 (477 amino acids)
Cellular component (GO): cytoplasm
Molecular function (GO): exopolyphosphatase activity
Source: RefSeq, a predicted model, not a curated record